UCUUUCCUCGUUUAUUUUUUUCUUCGCAAGAGACUGCACAUGCUGGAGAUCAGCGGCAGCAGCCGCGGCCGCAGCAGCAGCUGUAGGCAUAGCGCGAGCUAUAACGGAGUUGCACGCCCGUGGUCAUUUGUGCCGCAUCUCGAGGGAAACCUGCGGAGACGACGUCACUUGAUCCUAAGACACGAUCCGAGUGAGACGUCCUCAAGCAGUUAGUUUGUCUCGCGCCAGCAGAGCAGCAGAAAAGGCGUCCGCCCCGCAUCCGACAGACUGAGUCCCGGGUUGCCAGCUCACACGCGGAUUGAAGAAACAGGCCCGAAAAUAUGACUGCCCGACCUCCUGCCUGGCGAAUGCAUAGGACGAUUCUACGAAGAACAGCAUCGGAAGACACUCUGUGAUGACUACGCCGGUCACGUAGUGUUUACCAGAGAACAGAGCAAGAACCACAGCGAAUCCCAUCGGCGUGUGGGUCGACCUCGUAGACGAUGCCAAAGCGUGGCUGCCGGUCUGAACCAUGUUUAUCGUGGGUGCCUGUGUGUGGUUCGAGAGCAGUGUAACCCGGAUCGCAAUAUUACGGGUGUGACAAAGAAAUACACGUAGGACCUAUCGCAUUGAUGGCUGAGUGGUGAGCUGUACGAUGGAAGAGAAACUAAGAAAUUCCCGACUCCAGGACAAAGAACCAAUCAGGGAAGUCAGUCGGAUGUUAAAGCGCGCAAAUCCUAUCGUGGAUCGUUUCUUGCAUCCCGUCUAGACUAUGCACGUCUACGUGGUCCAGGACAGCGGACACAAGGAAUGAAAGAGUGAUAUUAAGAUUGUGUUAACGACGGGGUGUAUGUUUUUUUCACCGCCGGAAAGUAUCUAAUUGUUGGUAUAUUUCAGAGCCGACCGACAGCAAGGGCAGUAUGCAAGGUGUAUUAUGAUAAUUUUUGCGUGUUGCCUUCUAAUCACGUUAAUGUCCGAAAACUUGAGACCUCAACAGAGCUAAGGAUGGUCUUAUGGCUGAGAUCGGGUGGAACGUAGAAACAAAGCAAAAUAUGAAAAACAGUCGCUCGAGUGAUAUGAAAGUCGCUUAAGAGGUAAAUCAAGAUUUCGCGUUAUUGUGGUGCUGAGACUCUCGCGUAUAUGAGUUGCUACGGCUAUUGCCAACUGAAAUGACGCUUCUACUAUGAUUCCGCAGAAGACAUCUGCCGCAAGGUGUAAGCUUUGAAAACUGCACGCCCCCAUGGAGUGAUAUUUAUUACGACGUGAACUGAGGUGCGGACCGUGUACUGCGGAGACGUCCUGCCCAACGGGCAACUUCCUCUGUGGACUAAAUUAUUUGCAAGUUUACGCCAGCCACUACACUGCGACAGAAGCCACGACAGUGUUGCUAAUGUGAUCACGGGGUGUUCGUGCAAAUAAGCUCGCGGUGAGCAUUUUCGUUCGUGCGCAGCAUACUGGCGAUCCCUUAUUGAAAUUAUUGAUAGUGCACAAGACCUGAACGCGAUGCGGCUUCGAGUACACUUGCGUGACCAUCUCUGAGAUGUGAAGUGAACUUUUUGUUGAAACAUGAGCGGAGAGUCACCGAGCUGUGAGCGAUUGACGUUCACGUGCUUGUGUAUUUGCGGAUGUCUUUUCGUCUUCACGACCGUGUUUGUGCAGCUCCCAAGAUUUCGUACCUCCAUCCGAUGGGUCUACGAUUCUCGAACUAGAGGAAGUCAGCCACUGGUCUCUGACAAUACACUUAAGGAGUACAGAACUGUUAAAUCCACAAGCACACAAGGGCCAAGUCAUGAAGUUCAAGAUCUCACGGAACGUGUGCGCAGAUUCUGUCAACGUUAUACCGAACAGCAGAACAAGAGGCUAGAGAAAAUGAACGAGACGACAGCGGGCGCGUUGAAGUUCAUUUACAAAACCUACAAGCACCUGCUCUACGCGGUAAAUCCGAGCAACAACCGCAGCGUGCUGUACUGCUCGAUUCCCAAGGUUGCCAACACGAGCCUAAAGACUCUCCUGUUAAGCCUGAACGAGAGCCAUAGGGGCAAAUACACCGAUUCAACCAUGCAUUACUACGUCUACUCAGCCAUGGGCCUUCCGUUCAUGUUAUACAGGAACGAUGUCACCGUUAGCGAUCUGGCCAACGCAUUCAAGGUCAUGUUCGUCCGCCACCCUUUUGAGCGUCUCGUAUCCUUCUUCGAAGACAAGACGAGACGUACUGUGCCAACGGGAAAGUACUUCUAUUACAAGUACUGGAACAACGCCAUGGUUCGCUUCAGAGGGGUCGAGAACGUGGACACGCAGAAAGACCUCAUCACGUUCGAAGAAUUCGUCGACCUUCUUCUGAGCAUCCACCCAUCCAAGUACGACUUGCACUGGCAGCUGUACAGUGAUCGUUGCGAGCCGUGCCUCGUUCCUUACGAUUUCGUGGGUACCUUGGAAGACGUGCCAGUAAUGUACAGUGCGCUUGGAGUGACGAAUCGUUCUCAGUUGUGGGUGAACAAGGGACCCAGUGACACUAGGAAUGUAGCCCUGUCAUACUUUUCUCGACUGCCUAGGUCAAAAGUGGCGGCGCUGUACGGUAUCUACGCUGUAGACUUCAUGAUGUUUGGUUAUAGCGCGGAAGAGUACCUCAGCACGGUCACCGGCCCAACGGAUGCAUUCUAACAAGAUAAAUAAGCACGUGGUUUAACGCAACGAUCUCGCAGUGGCCAGUCUGUUGUGUGGACAAUGUGUUGUGUCCGCAUGGCAGAGUUGCAUGGCAUUUUUCUACCUGGUCAGUAAAUCAACGGUACGAAUGACAACGCAGCUUCAUUAUAGUCAAAGGAUGAAGAACGCACAUAUAACACACCCUAUGUUUGCGCCCUAGAGUAUUCGAAGAUCGCGCUAUAUGUGUGCUGAAGCGAUGAACAAUAUGUUCGCUUUCAAUUUUAUUGCCCAGGGUAGACAAUGAAGAGGGAUACCUCAACACGUCCAAUUCAUGCGUCCGCUGCCCAGUGCCUUGCUACAAGAUUACGGCAUGGUUUGUUUGUAGAAGCUUAUGCAAUACCAUCAUUCUGUCGUUUUCAUCCCCAUGAAUCGCAUUAAAGGCGCUAUGUUAUCAACUACUUUGCACUACGAUGAGAAGCAACACGGCCAACCUUAAACGCAAGCGCUUCGGUUCUGAAAGGAAGAUGCUUCUGGACAGCACGAGAAGAAAAUGGUUUCUUCAUUAACGUGCAGAACAGUUAGUUUUCGUGAAAGGACCGCGGACAGCGCGCAAUAGAAUAUCGCGCAAUCUACUCACAUUUCUGCGAUAAACUCGACCGAUGAACUCAUGGUGGCCUAUGGUGACUGGUGACUGGCGUUGUUAAGUGAAUAGAGUAGAUACAACACACUUCUGCUAACUCCUUUAGCUUUUCCCCACCGGGUUAUGCGCAGCAUGUCACCUAAGGAGAGCACACAUAAGUGCUGCCUAGUAAACUCAGUCAUGAACGCACGGCAUAAUUAGAGCGAUCAUGACAAUUAUAGCCAUGGAUAAAACGAACUUCGCGUGGCCUGAACCCGUUGGAGAUUAGGCCAGUUUCGUGGUUAUGUAACAGUGAAAGGGAAUGUUAUGCAUUGUUGAGAAACGCAAUUCUACACAAGCCGCGACAAUAUGCAUAUCGAUAAUGAGGGAAAGAUCUUGCGUUCGACUGGUAGAAGGAUCAUUCACAUAACUAAAGGUCUUAAAAACACAAGGUAGCUCAACAAUUAGGCUCCAGUGGCUACGUUUCUCGCACUGUGCAGGAAUUCAGUUUUUAUCAGUCUACACACCUUGUCAGCAGCCAUCUAUAUCGUACAGAAGUACAUUGUGCAUCGUAUUCUAUUUUCUUGCUAGAGUCGCUUAGCGUACCCCCUUAGAAACGGGGUCGCUAGGCAGUUAUCAUAUGCGCUGUCCUUUUGGAACUCGAACAUGACGUUGUGAAAGUACAGCAGUCUAUUCGACCAUUAAUGAGCAUAAAGAAAUGUAUAUAAAAAGAUGUCGAAUGUUAAAGGUGUUGAUCACUGUCAUUCGAAUCACAAACAUUUAGUUUGUGUUCGAAACAUGCAGUCUUCGAGCGCUUAUAAUAACUGAAUCAAUGACACGCCUUGCCACCAUUUUACCGGGGCAACUUCACGCAGUGCCAUUAAGGAGCAGGGAAACAAACCGUUAAUGCUUCAAAACAAACCAUAAGAGCUGUUUCAUGACUUCAGUAGUAAAGGAUCAACACUGGUUGAAAACAAGCAAUGUCAGAGGCUCCAGCCAACUUUCCGACAAACGGGACUUGCCUCGCCAGAGAAACAACGAGAAAAAUUUACGAAGACAAGUUUACUUGCCGACACGUGGAUUUCAGCCUGUCACAUCUCUCGCUCGGACACUACAGGCGGCGUCCAAAUCCACGCCCCACUGAUGGUUGGCUCUGAGUAACAGAAACAGAUCACGAAGGCUUCGCUUUCGGUAACUGCAUUCGCUGGAAGCGAUUAGGCAAUGGUAGACACGUCAUAGACGCCAUGUUUUAGACAUCACAAAUUGUGAACUUCAGGCCUCCCUCUUUCUGUGAACCUCUAUCUUGUACAACCGGAAACAAGGAGGUUAGGCAGGAAUCAAUUCAGAUCUAAAAUCAAUUUUAGCUUAUGCUUGUUCUUCAGCGAGGUGGUAUAACAUUGCGUUCACGAUGAAAGAAAACAGGAUUAGUUAUUCCUAAACAUAGUAUCGUAUUAGGGCCAGGUAUGACAUUGACUGUACAGAAAAUUUUAUCAAGUUUUACCCAUAAGCGAUAGUGAAACCCCCAAAUUUAUCCCAGCCUCAAAAUAUAGAAGAAGUGACUUACGUGGCCUUGUUUCACAGCAUCCCUGCUGGGUGAAAAUUAACGAGCAUGCCAUGUCAAAGAAAACCCAUCUCACGGGCGCCAGGCAUAAAGCUGUUUACGUGCUGCUUGAAAUACUGCUGACUAAUUGACGAGAUGACAUAAGCAGCUGCCUCACGCGCUAAUGAAAUGCCGCGUACUCAGUUUCAUAGGCUCCGGAAGCUCAGUUUAAAUUUAGCAGCCGUCAGCAUGCAGCUAUGUCAACUCGGAAGACUAUUACCGACCGCGUUUAUGCAACUCAGUACAAAAAUAAAUCAGGCAGGCAGUUAACGCUUGAUGUUAAACACUUGAGCGUCGUUCCUGUCGGUGAAGGCAGUUCACAGUAAUCACACAAGUGUGGCUCCUGUCGGCGAGGCAUCAAAUUGCUAUUGUAAAAGAGCGAUGAACAUCGCUGCACUGUCAGCUACACAAGGUAGCCUUCUAAGUCAUCGUUAUGUUUUCACGGGCUUUCAACCGUCUAACGGAGCUUCUCGAGAUAUCUAAAGCGACAGUGUGCCGGCCACUCAUGAUCAUGUCGAACUAGGCUUGUCAACCUGAAAUUUUUGUCAUAAAAUGGAGAAAACAAAAGAACAAAACGAAACACAUGUAGUUAAACAAAGUGCUUAUUUUUUAAAGUUGGUGCGUACUCUGGAAAUUAAAUUCAGUGCCUACAGACGGGACAAGAGGCAAACGACACAUACGAACGCUGCACCCCUAUGUGUCAUCUGCCUUUUGUGUCGUCUAUAGGUGCUGUCUUCUGUAACUGAAAACGCAAAAGUAAUAGAAGGACCUCUGGGAAAUGUUUUUCUAAAAGCGUCUGACAGUGUUUUCUUUCUUUUUUUUGCGCAUGCCGUUUGCGCGUAUUCACAUAAGGUAUAUAAUUGUGAUAGCCAGUGUUGACUUUAGGAUGAGAAUGAUUUGAGCACGAUCAUAACAGAUAUUCCAUUAUAAGCUGGCAGCCGCUGAAGCACGAAAUGUGGAGACUUGGAACACUCGUGUCUUGAUUUAAACUCGAUGAACAAGAAGUAUUUGGAGAAGUAAGGUACUUGAAAGGCUAAUCAACCCACAGGAUGUAGCACGCAGCCCCAGUAACCAACUACGCACAAAAUGCCGCCAAGGCACCGAAGACACAUUAGGACGCAUGUGUUAAUAGCGUGGAUUUGACUGUCAUUGCCCAAAACUAAUCGGAGAUGCCUUAGAAAUGCCUACAUACCACAAGAUCUUUAUUUAGAUUGAUAAUGACGAUGCUCAAACAUGUGUCGUUGGCCUUACAUACGCGAAGGUUAUAACGUAGUUGUUUGAUUGAUGAAAAACAAGGUGAACUUUAUUGAAGCUCAGCCGUUUAAUCCCACAGCUUCUCACGAGGCAGCAAUGAUGAGAGCACUCAUUUCUCCUGGGUCUUGCGCACAUGCCUCUUCCAGCAUUUGGGCUGCAGGAUAUUGCGUUAGCUCAAGGAAGCGUGAGCAACGUAUAACAAGCACAGGGAACCUAACUACAUCAGGUUCCGAUUGGAUAUCCCAUGUUGAAAUGAAAAGUGGGAUUAAUGGCGGUGAAUUGAACACAAAGGGCUGAAAAAGAAAGGAAACACGAGAAGCUUUCGAAAAUCGCCACGUCUCUUUUUGGUCACGGCCAUAAACAGGAACCAGACAAAAAAAAAAGAACGUUCGUUUAUAACAGAUCCACGUGCCGUGAACGAAGGUCCGCAAAGUGCGCUUGUGUCAACAGGAUCUCCGCCGAGCGAUACCGCGCACGAAAGCGACCCGCCGUCACACAGAAGCCAAAGACAAAACAAGCGAAACGCAAAAUUCAUUGUGGAGAAGUACCAGCGACGAGCAGAACGAAAAACCGGGCACGGACCGGCGAUUUUUUUGUAAACACCCAUUCGACAAAAGCCGACACACUUUUCACCGCAUGGAACGCCAGCGGCGGGACGGGCAUUCAUCCUUUCACGUCCUUCGUGUCACCGCAUAGCGAACAACAGAGCGAGUGCUCUUGAACACGUGUCUAUUGAAAUAUUACUCUCAUGGCUCCCGUUAAUAUUUUAUCUUUGCCAUUUAUCGUCUAAUGAUGCCCACGCGGCAUUCAAGAAAGAAAGCGAGCGGCUACCACAAAAGAAAGAGAGAAACUGCUCCUCUAUCGAGGGUUACGCGGGAUCGUAAUUGAAAUCUAAAGUGGCGCAUUUGUGGUCGCAUGUUUGCCGAGAAAGGCUCGUUUACGCCCCAAAAAAAGCGAUAUCCGCGUGGAUGAUGCCCACUGUUUACGCGUUAAUGUCAUCACCUUCUCGUGACGCUUCUUAUUUUCAUUGUGAAGAUAAACAGUGCUCGUUAUAGCGUAGCUUUACAACGCACAACCAGGGGAGACGGCUCCACUGCGCCAGCUUACAUUGCCUGUAAACAAGUGUUGUCGAACGUGAAGCCUCUUCAGUCGAGUGCAUAAGACCACAAGAGGAAUAUGUUCACUCAACUUUCAAUUUUCCGAUCGCUUGUUCUCAGCCUUUUGCUUGAAGCAAGCUAUGAAACAAAGAUUGAAACAUUCAACGAAAGAACGCCAAAACGAAAAUAAUUUUCUCGAAGUGAAGUCUUGCAGCUUCCGUGUGUGAAUGGAUUCUGCAUUCUUCUGUAGAUGUUAGACCACUCACUGUAUCCUUCAACACUAAUAAAGGAGUCACUGUCAUUGUCGAACAUACGAAAAAUAUCACUGUGCGCUUCCUGAAAAAAAAAGAA
Dermacentor andersoni is the source of this 7543-nucleotide messenger RNA. Its product is annotated as carbohydrate sulfotransferase 11-like. Gene Ontology annotation, molecular function: sulfotransferase activity. Gene Ontology annotation, cellular component: membrane. Gene Ontology annotation, biological process: carbohydrate biosynthetic process. The record is from RefSeq and is a predicted model, not a curated record. NCBI's taxonomy places the organism in Eukaryota, Metazoa, Arthropoda, Arachnida, Ixodida, Ixodidae.